CAUAGUGCAAGUGGCUGCUGCUCUGUCUUGCGAGGGACGUAAGUCAGAAAUAAACAAAAAUCCUUUCGAUGUUAAUCGUGAGGAUGAGGAUGAUGAUGGUGACCCCCAGUGUUUGUUCUGUUUCGCUUUCAUUAUCCUUUCCUUUUUUGUAUACAGAGAAGAUUAGCUGAAAGAGGGUGGUAGAGUUGCAGUGGUAAUAGAGGAAGGAAACUGUCGAGGUUUGAAAGUGCCGACUGGGGGAAAAGGGUAAGCACGAAUCGGGGAAAUGGAGAUUGGGUUCUUAGGUUUGGGGAUAAUGGGGAAGGCUAUGUCGAUGAACUUGAUAAAGAAGGGAUUCAAGGUCACUGUUUGGAACAGGACUCUUUCCAGGUGUGAUGAAUUGGUGGAAAUGGGUGCUUCAGUUGGAGAGACACCAGCUGCUGUGGUCAAGAAGUGUAAGAUCACCAUAGCCAUGGUGUCUGAUCCAGCAGCAGCGCUCUCGGUGGUGUUUGAUAAAGAUGGUGUGCUAGAGGAGAUAAGCAGUGGGAAAGGUUAUAUGGAGAUGUCAACUAUUGAUCCUGAGACUUCUUGCAAGAUCAGUGAGGCAAUUACAUCUAAAGGCGGCUCUUUCGUGGAGGCUCCUGUGUCAGGAGGCUACAAACAUGCAGAAACUGGACAGCUUGUAAUAAUUGCUGCUGGGGACAAGGCACUGUUUGAUGAAGCAAUUCUAGCACUCAAUGUCAUGGGGAAGAAGUCUUUCUACUUGGGGCAAGUUGGGAAUGCAGCAAGGAUGAAACUUGUUGUGAACUUGAUCAUGGGAACCAUGAUGACCACAUUUUCGGAAGGAAUUGGCUUGGCAGAAAGGAGCGGUCUGAACCCUAGCGAUCUUCUUGAUAUACUGGAUGUUGGUGCUAUGGCCACCCCAUUGUUGAAAGCCAAAGGACCAAACAUGAUCAAGAGCAACUUCCCCACUGCAUUCCCACUGAAACAUCAGCAGAAGGACAUGAGGUUGGCUCUUGCACUUGGAGAUGAAAAUGCAGUUUCGACGCCUGUAGCUGCUGCAGCAAAUGAGGCUUACAAGAAGGCUAGAAGCAUGGGAUUAGGUAAUCUUGAUUUUUCAGCUGUUCUUGAGGUGGUGAAGCCGUAUAAAGAUUAAGCUUCUUUAGUAUGACUUGGAGCCAUAUCGCAAACCAAUGGAUCCACAGAGUACUUCAUCUUCGUGCCAAUAUAUUCCGAAACCUGCUUGUGGUUCAGGUGCAUCUCAGAAAGCAGGAUUCUUUGUACCAACGUUUAAUUCAGAGCUUAAAAACGGCACUUGUAAAAUGUUUACACUUAUUAAGUAAUUUGCUCAUCCAUGAAACUAGAGGUGUCAAUAUUGUAUUUCUAUGGAACUUACAAGCACUUUUCAUGCCUAAAAAAGGCAAUAACUAACACAAAGAUGAACUACAAGUCCUGAACCGAGUAACAGAUUACUGAACUUCACCAGCAAAUAUCCUGAGGCAGAGUUCUUCUUCCCUAAGAACUCCCCGGAGGUGGGCAUCGGCGGGAACCCAUCUUCCUGACUCGGAGCAGCAGCAGGACCGUCCGGCCAUUCCCCAGUUGGUGAAGGGAAGAAUGAAGAAGGGUUGUUGGAUGGAUCUUCAUAUGGCAGCACUGCAGGGGAAGCUGAGAUUGUAGGCUCAGUGUUAGUAAAACCAAAAGCUGGCAGAAAUUUGGCGGAGAACAAGUUGAGCAGCAGCAUAGCUGCAACUGAAUGAACAAGGAAACUUGAAGCUGUGGCCAUAG
Molecule: messenger RNA, 1764 nt
Organism: Linum tenue
Lineage: Eukaryota; Viridiplantae; Streptophyta; Magnoliopsida; Malpighiales; Linaceae
Source: the annotation of a GenBank genome assembly